AACACAAGGGCUCUGGCAAGGAGCUCCGGGGCGGAGACCCAGCGAAGAGCGACAGGACGAGGAGUCAUUCGGGGUUAGAAUAUUCCGCUUGGGGGGGUGGGGAAAGGACAUAUUCACUGCCAACCCGGCGACGAGGCUGGGCCUGAGGCUGCCCACAACCCAGGAAAACAUGGAGCUGGAGAAUAUCGUGGCCAACACCGUCCUGCUGAAAGCCAGGGAAGAAGGCUGUUCGUGAUGACAAGGCCGCUGGAGCCUUCCGCCUGGACCGGUCAUUCUAGUGGGUCUGGGGCGGUGGCAACCGGAAGGGAAAGAGUAAGAAAUGGAAGCAGAUGCUCCAGUUUCCCCACAUAACCCAGUGCGAGGAGCUGCGGCAGAGCACAGAGAGGGACUACCACAGCCUGUGUGAGCGCCAGCCCAUCGGCCGAACGCUCUUCCGGCAGUUCUGUGACACCCGGCCCGAGCUGAAGCGCUGUGUCCAGUUCCUGGACUCCGUGGCAGAGUACGAAGUCACCCCAGACGAAGAACGAAGGGACCGAGGACAGCAGUUGAUAGACCGAUACUUCAGCUUGACGUCAGACGACCAUGUCCCCGAGAUACCGGACGAGCUGGUGACCAAGUGCAUGGAUGGCCUUCAGAAGGAGGCCUGUAAGGACCUUUUCAAGGAGUGUACCAAGCUCAUCCACGGCUGCCUGAGCGAGGCGCCCUUCUCCGACUACCUGGAGAGCAUGUACUUCAACCGGUUCCUGCAAUGGAAGUGGCUGGAGAGACAGCCCGUGACGAAGAACACCUUCCGGCAGUACCGGGUACUGGGAAAGGGAGGCUUCGGGGAGGUCUGUGCGUGCCAGGUUCGAGCCACGGGGAAGAUGUACGCCUGCAAGAAGCUGGAGAAGAAGAGGAUCAAAAAGAGGAAAGGGGAAUCCAUGGCGCUGAACGAGAAGCAGAUUCUGGAAAAGGUCAACAGUCGGUUUGUAGUGAGCCUGGCAUACGCCUACGAGACGAAGGACGCCCUCUGCUUGGUGCUGACCCUCAUGAAUGGCGGUGACCUGAAGUUCCACAUCUAUCACAUGGGCGAGGCCGGGUUCGAGGAGAAGAGGGCUGCUUUCUAUUCUGCUGAGCUGUGUUGUGGCCUGGAAGAUCUCCACCGGGAGAGGAUAGUGUACAGAGACCUAAAGCCUGAAAACAUCCUAUUAGAUGACUAUGGCCACAUUCGCAUCUCGGACCUCGGGCUGGCCGUCUACGUGCCGGAGGGCCAGACCAUCAAAGGUCGAGUGGGCACCGUGGGAUACAUGGCCCCAGAGGUAGUAAAGAAUGAACGCUACACCUUCAGCCCAGACUGGUGGGCGCUGGGCUGCCUGCUCUAUGAGAUGAUCGAGGGCCAGUCGCCUUUCCAGCAGCGCAAGAAGAAGAUCAAGCGCGAGGAGGUGGAGCGGUUGGUGCGGGAGGUGGAGGAGGAAUACUCAAGCAAGUUCUCUGAGGAUGCCAGGUCCCUCUGCAGGAUGUUGCUGGCCAAGGACCCCAAUGUCAGGCUUGGCUGUCAAGGUGGUGGGGCUGCGGAGGUCAAAGCCCACCCUCUCUUCCGGUCCAUAAAUUUCAAGCGUUUGGAGGCAGGCAUGCUUCAAGCCCCCUUCAUCCCCGACCCGCAGGCCAUCUACUGUAAGGAUGUGCUGGACAUAGAGCAGUUCUCCACCGUCAAGGGGGUGGAGCUGGAACCCAAGGACAGCUCCUUCUACCACAAGGUCUCCACGGGCAGUGUCUCGAUCCCCUGGCAAAAUGAGAUGAUCGAGACUGAGUGCUUUAAAGAGCUCAACAUGUUACCUAUGGAUGGAUCAAUACCUCCUGAUAUGGACUGGAGGAACCAGCCGUCACCCCCACCCAAAAAAGGGUUGCUUCAGAGGCUCUUUGGGCAACAAGGAUGCUGCGGGGACUGCAGUGACAGCGAGGACGAGCCCACAAGACUGUGAGAUCCAAUUCCACCAUGAGCUGGCCUGGCCCCUCAGAGGAUCCAAUAUGUUUACAAAUUUUGCACAUUUGUAUUUUUAAAAUAGAACUAUCUAAAUAUGGGAAUGUAUAUUUUCAGUAUAUAGCCAUACAGUAUAUGUUAUUUAAAAACUAAAAAUACAAAAAAAAAAAAUGAUGCCGUCCAUCUACCUAGGGUUUGGCAAACAAGCUGUAGGUCAGCGAUGCUAAACGUCGUCUCGUCUCAAGUUCCCUCUUUGUGAGUAGUCAAUUCUGCAGGCUUUUAAAUAUUUGUUCUUUUUUAAAAAAUUUUUUUUUAUAAUGGCCGUUUUUUGCAAAGCAAAGUGAUUCGCAUGCUCAAAACUAAUGUGUUUCCCAAACGCAAUGCACUCGGCAGAAGGGGAGUGCUGUUUAACGCCAUUUAUUAUUUUUUUGUUACAGUGAGAUUUCAAUUUAAUGUGAGGAACUGAUGACUGGGUAUCUGCUGUAGGCCUUUUGUAAUUUUCAUAUUAUUUUUAUUCUUUUAUUUGGGUAAAUUUUUUGUUUGCUCGUUCAUCUUAAGCUAGUGUGCCAUAAUUGCCCGACCCACGAGUGCCAAAUCACCGCUUGCCCGCUAUUUGGUUAAGCCAGUUGUUAUAAAACCGCAUCUUCCCCAUUCCAUUUUCGUUAUCAUCCGGGCACUAUUAUAAUAGUGAGUAGCAUUUACAGGAAGUAAAUUACAGUGAUUUUUUUUUUUUUUUUUUUUUUUUAAAUUUUAAGCAUUCUGAAGCAUACAGUUUGAUGUCUGUCCAAAACACAGUCAACAUGUAUUUUUACAUGUCGUGCAUUUCAAGGGGUGUGCGGAGCUGACAGGCUUUACUCCUGACCAGUUAUCCCACCCCAACAUUGCAAGCAAAUAAGUUCCCUGUGUCUAUACAACCUAUACCGUUUUCGAUCUGCGCCCACACUCUUCAGGUAAUUCACCUCUACCUCGGAAGCACAUUCCUCAGUCGGUCUUCUGUUGUGGUCCUUCACUCUUUGUUGAGUCACUUUUAGGCAAUUCGGGGCCUAGUUCCUUUAUGUGCAGGAGGAAUAUCUUAGGAUGGUUGGCUUAUGUUUCUAGGUCACGCGGACUGAGUUCGCACGUCUUGGCGCAACGCUGUGUGAGACGCUUUCCCAACUGCAUUCCUACUUUCGUUUGGUCGAUUCACUCGAUGUCCUGUUUAUCUCAUUCACUCUCUAGGCCAUGAAACGUGGAAUUUCUGACUCGACACCUUCAUGGCCCUAUUUUUUUUCCCACCCCUGCUAUUUGCAGUAUGAUGUGAUAUCCACCGGUGAAAGAAUCUCCUUGCCACUAGUGUUUUUUUGAAACAUUCUAGUUGGGAAAUGCCUUAAUGUCAUCGACAACGUAUUAAUGAUGCCAAAUAUGUACCUGCAUUCUCCCCUGGGAGGUGCAGGGCCAUUAAAAUCCUUAGACACUGCGGCCUGAUGUUAUGUCCAAGCCGGAAAUUUUGCGGCGCACUUCCUUGUUUUAAACGCGUCAUGUUGAAUUCGUUAUUUACAUAUUUACUUUCUGGCCAUCGGCAGGUCCUGCUUGAGAAGUAGUGGAGUGGUAUAACUUAUUCUGCGAUGGAGUUAAGAGAUCUCUGUAGCUCUCUCUGCGACUAUCUGGAUUCCGACCACGUUAAUUUAGGCCUUCGCUUACUUUUCGUCUUCAUCUGAGUAAGACUGGAGUGCUUUGUCAUCAGUACCUGCAGCCAUGACUCUUUGAAUUGCAGAAGCUCUUAUGGGUUUAGAGAAAGGUUGCCAGUCCACUUGAACCUGUCAGCUACUGGCCUUUUCAGCAACCUUGUGCCACGUUUGUCUGAGUACUUAUCACAGCCAGCAUCUGAGGACUGCCUAUCAUUCUUUUGACAAAGCCUCAAUGUUCAAUUCAUGUCCGGGCAGUGGUGACUAACCCUCUUUGCGUCUGCAAGAGUCCGAAAUCGUCGGUGCCAUCAGCGGUUACCCGUCUGGCCUCACUCCCUCUUGACAGAAGUUGGAUCCAUGCACAAAACGGUCUUUGUCCAGCUUCUUCAGAAGGCCUGACUGUGGGGUUAGGGUUCCCACCCAACACCACAGAUGAAGCACUUUUCUGGGGCGUGAUAGUCUAAGCCCACAAGGCUGCCAUCAGGGUUCAGUGAAUGCUUAGUUUUGUUCUGAAUCUUAAAUCGAUUUAGUGUUACCUUGGAGCCUCACAUCUGAUAUCACUGCAGUCGUCUAAUUUUGUGAAAAUCAGAUAUAAUUUUGGAGUCUGCUUUAAGCUAUGACGGCUAAUCAAGCAGGAAUAUCACACGAUUUAACCGGCCAACAUUUGCUAGUUCGGCCAGCUUUCACUUAACUUUCAUGGAGUUGUUUCUCGUUGCCCAAGAACUCAUCCUGAAUACAUAACUUGUUCCCUCCUCUUAUCCACUUUGAUGGCUUAGUUUGGAAGCAACCCAAGUCUUAGGCUUCAGUAACCAUAGAACUGCCUAUCCAGUCAAGUAUGGGUUGUAAGCCUAUACUGUUAGGAAAAAAAGAGUACUAACUUGUACCUUUGCUUGUGCCCUCAAGGGUCUCCCAAUUGUGCCCUGUACCUGUAUGUAAUUGUACCUAUUAUGGUACAGAAAUGGACACUGAGGAACAUCCCCAUGGUACAAAUAGCAUUAAUGUACCCCCAAUGGUACAAAUAUGUUAAUCAUAGACCAUUUCUGGAUCUUAAAAGGUACAAGCACCUACAGGUAAGGGUACAAUUGGCAGACCCUUGAGGGUACAGCCCCAGUGACAAGCAAAGGGCCAAAUGGUUAUUAUUUUUUUUCCUGAAUGUACUGACCUUAAUAUUAUUUGACUUUCUCAACUUCUUUCCGCCUCCCUUGGCUAUUACUAUAUGAAAUCACAAAAUCCUUGUGCCUCUUUUUGGUCCACUGGUUUCCACCUGGCAAAACCAGACCUUUCCCUGGGAUUCCUCGUUCCCAGAUCAUUGCCCAGUCCACUAGUGACGUCCCGGAUGGCAAAAUCAGUUUCUGUGGGACUCUUGCGGGUGUCGUUCACUCAGUUCUGUUGACGAAACUUGAAAUGGUGCCUUGAUUUCAACCCCUAAUUGAUGGGACGUUUGAUGACAUAACAUUCCAGAGAAGUGAUGAAAUAAGAUGACCGGACUCAUUACAACCUUGUUUGAAUGUCAAUUCAGAAGAAACUGAACUCCGCACAUUGAACAGCGUAAAGGAUUUUACUCCUAAAAGUACAUAUCUCAUUGUAAGCUAGUUCGUUGCAUAAUCGUGGCAGUAUUCAAACACCCUGGGACAAACCUUCGUGCUCAGUCAUACAAGGACAUUGACCAUAUAUGGUGUAAGCACCAUGACGGGCAUAUCAGUACUUUAAGUUGACCAGUAAACAUCAGACUACCUCUUAGUUCUAUGUUUGAUCACUCAUCUUCCAAGAGCAUCAACUUUGUGGGAUAUCGGAGCCAGUAGACAAUCAAAACGACAUGAUGAUUAUAACAAUAAAAACACUAUAGUAUACAGCUUUCAAGCAAUAAUAUAGUUUUCUUAUCCCAUGCGCCAUCCUCCUUGCAGUUGUAUGUAGCUAGAUCGUUUUCCGAAUAAUGGCAAACCGUCAAAAAGAAAAAGGAAAAAAUGCACAGCAAAUCUAUGAAAGUGAGCAUCCUGGCACUUAGCUUUGCAAAAAGAAAGGAACGUGAUCGCAGUUUGUAUUUCGAAAAGCACAGACACUGUUUAACACUUCUGCUUUAGCAGUAACAUAGUAUACCAGAAAGCACGGGCGGGAAUAGAUGUUAACGUUACAUUUUUUGUUUUUAUCGAAGUUUGUGGUUUCCCUCCCGUCGACCUGACGCCAAAAUUCAGUAAUGUGUCAAAGUAACUCUCGUUCUAGAAUUUUCAAUUAUUCAUGAACUUAGUCUUUUUUAACGGUGUCCAGUUACAUUUAAAGCCGGUCUCUUGUUUCUAAACAUUGUUUCAGUUGUCUGUUUUAAACUGUUAAUGUACUUUUUAGACCUUUUUCAUUGUUAUUGUUAUUCAUUCACAGACUUGAGGAAGUGAGGUUUGGCUUUGGUUUGGUGAGGGUUGAUUGGGCGAUUAGUAAUUGGGUAUAACAUCCCCCCCCCCCCCCCCCAUUUCUUUUGUAAUAAUUAAUUUCCCUAAUUGGGUUUAUUAGCAAAAUUAGACCUGUAAAAUUGUGCAUAUAAAAAUGUAAUUGAUAAUUGCAGCCAUGUAGAUAUAUACUUUUUUUUUUUGGAAAAUUGUAAGGCUUUUAUAAUUUAUUCAUUAGUAAGAGUAUGAAAAAGCAAUUUAUUUUCUGCUUAACUUCAGGCGUUCAUUUUCUACGUACACCUUUCAAUGUGCCUUUUCCUUUUUUCUUUUUAAGGAAUCAUUUAAUUAGUGUUUUCGUUUCACUGCAGGGUGGGGGGAAUUGCCAGCUGCAUGGCGUGCCGGUUCCCCCCGCGCCUGACUGAGCUGUGAUUACAUGUGCAUCGCCUCCCGAUAUCAGGACAGCGUGACACUUCUUGCCUUUUUUUUUCCUCCUGAUUUUCUUUUCUCCUUUUUAAAUUUUUUUUUUUUAAAUAAAUUAUCCAUGACUGAGCCAGUAAGAGGAUAAUACUGGGGAGACUGGGACAAAUUCCGGUGUGCUCUGGAAGUUAUUAAUCCUCAAAAGAGGGAAAUAAAAGCAAGUCCUUCUGUCGGUCAGAUUUCCCAUCUCAGAUUUUAACUUGACUACAUUCCAAUUUUUGCGGUACUGUACAGUGUAUAAAUGAUCCUAAUUUUAUUUAGCAAUAAUGGUUUUUAAAUGUGUAUAUGUAUAUAUAAAAAACUAAAUACUAGACUGAAAUGAUUUCUCCCUUUGCUGUGUGUUGCUACUCCUGAGUCGGGCUUUAACACUGUGAAGUACGUAUGAGGUUAUGCGUGUGACCUGUCACGCCUGCCCCCAAAUCACUCUGCUAUGCACUGAUUUAGCACGUGUGUCUGUGUGUGGUGUACAUGCGUGUUUGCCCCGUUGUGUAAUAAGCGUGCUUGUUGUGUUCAUGACCGUUUAGGAGAGCCCUGUCUACGUUCCUGUGAAUUGAAAUGACUGCACACCCAGCACACCCCCUCGAAAAAAUAAAUAAAUAAAUAAAUGUAAUUAAAUAUUUAAAAAAUGAGACCUUAAGCACAAAGACACAAGUUUUGGGAUUGGUACCGUUUCAGGAGUAUCGCAUCACAAAACCCCUCCCUUUUACCUCACUUUAGCGGCACAGUUACCCCAUAAUGACCACUGGGGGCAGCAUAGAGUUCGCUUUCUGUUUCACCUGAGCAACUUCCUAUAUGUAUCUCACGUCCGUUACUUGUCGUAGGAGAGCAUAUCCUCUCGCUAGAAUUUUUAUGUUCCGUUUCGGGAGUCUUUCAAUAUUCGUUAUGUUAGGAUAACUGAAUUGUAUCGCUUUUGUUUCAUUUCAGUGUUACUUUCAUAUGUGAUGCCCUUUUCAUUGACUUUUCCUUUUUAAUAUGUAAUAAAAAUAUCCACCGGCCAAUUACAUGGUCCGUAGGCUACAAGAAAGUAUUUUCCUAAUAAAACUUUGGGCCUCUUAUUAAUGUGACUGUGAGUCAGAUAUAUAUCGUACGUAUAUAUGAAUCUAAUAUAGAUUUUUAUAGCUGCCAGGUUACAUGUUAAAAAUAUGUAUAAUCCAAGCAAAAAAAAAAAAUUCUUUACAUGGAGAAUUUUAGUAAUUGUUUGCCAACAUGUUCUUGUCCGUGCUGUCUGCCGUUCUGCCAAGUUUAUUUUGUGCGUCCUUUCUCACUGGAAGCAGAUACUUAAAAAGAUGAUGCGACCGGAGAGCUGAGCCGUACAGUGUGAAUGGCAGUGUGCUGAGCCUAAUACCCAUUAAAGGGAGACUUAAUAAUAUGGAGAUGGCUAUUUAAUAAUGUGGGGCUUGCUCCACGGACAUCCCACAUUCGGUUUACUGAUUUUGCGGAGGCAGAUGAGGGAAGAACUGUGAGGGGCCGGCUAGGCCUGGAUGGUUUUACAAUACAUAACAUGGCAUUUUUGUUCAAACAUACCUCAAACCCCCCCCGUCAUAAUUUAUGGGGAAAUACCAGCGUAGCAUUGCUUUUAUAAAUACCAGCGAAAUACUGUACAGCACAAUCAAAUGUCUGGGCAGAAUGACAGUUUGACGGUACUGAAAAUUAGGUGCCGCCAUUGGUUUCUGCUGGCUGGCGAGGUACUGGGAGCUGCUGUGAAUUCGCGGGAGAUCUUCCAGUGGAGGUGGGAUGUCUGGCUAUUUAAUCUGAGGCUAGUGCGCUUGGUUCACAGGGUAAUCUGUGCUUCCUGCGCCAUGUUUUGCGAGCAAUGGCCGUGAUAGUAGUCUGUUCACUUUAUACGGCAAACGUGGUGCGUGAUGUCAAGGAAGUGAUGUCGUCGAGGUUGGGGCUAUGGGGCUUGAUGUCGGCUAAGAUCUGAUUCAUGGCGAGUGCUGCUCGAUAUUUAUUUCUGUUUUUCUUUCUUUCUCUCUUUCUUUCACUUCCCCGAUUGUAAAUGUAACAUUUCGGCCAGGAUGACGUACUGCCCAUAUUGGGGGUGGGGGGGACACUCAUGCGUGAGAUGUUUUGAAUCUAGCCCCCCCCCCCCCCCCCCCCACCCCGAGGCCUCUACCAGUUGGGGGUUUCUCCUUCUGAAUGAACUCUGGGAAGGCCCGUAUCGUGCCAAAUGUUUCUUGACUCGCAUGAACCGCUGGCGUUUAUUUAAUACUUUUAGCUCAUGGCUAAAAGCCUUUGCGAAUGUUUUUUUUUUUUGUUUCUUUUUUGCCUUUGAAAUGGAGACUGAACUCCCUUUAUUGGGAAUCCGGUUUCUCUCCGUGUGUGUACAGUGCGCACCUGUGUUCCCUAAAUGGACAUGACAUCUGCAGGGAACAAUAAAGGAGGCCGGUGCUGUAUUGUUCGUCGAACGUAUUAGCAUUCCAGCGUCAGAGCUUCCCGGCCGUAAGGGGGGACACACAAGAUGCGUCUGCCCCCAGAUAAGGAAGCAACAUUAUCCUUUAAAAAUUAGUCCCUACCACCGACUAAUGACACCAUUAGUGACCACCACUGACCAUGACCUCAUGACCAUGACCUCAUCGCUGAACCAUGAACGUGUGGUGUGGCAUUUUAGCUUGUCGUCCUUCUCUGUUUCCUUUGGUUUAGUGGUAGCCUGCUGAAACGACGAUAAUAAAGACACUUAUACUGUUUUUCUGCAUGUUUAAGUGCCACGUUGGCAUGCCUUGUGCCUUCUGUUGGUUGUGCUUUUGGUCCAAAUGAAAAAGCGUAAGAACAGCGUUGAGUAUCUUUCUUUUUGGCUCGGAGCGGCAGUUCGUGUCCACUCGCUUCUUCCGGAAGGUUCCAGCCCGUCCGUUCUGCUAGCAGGCCGAGGUAGGGAAAUAUGCCAGUCAACUGAGUGCUCAGCUCUUCUGUAGGAGUCAGUAAACUGUUCCCUUGGAGAGCCGCUGACUGCGAUGGCUGCCGCGGUGACCGCGUUGAUAACAGCGCUCAUCCGAAACGUGCAUCCAUCUCUACUGUUCAUCUGCUGGGUAGCACAGGUGUCGACAGAUAACUUGACGGUGCCUCUGACUGAACAUUUGUGAUUCACACUGACUGUGUGAUUCACCUUCCAGUUGGAAAAAUGUGUGUGUGUGUGUGUUUGUGUCUGUGAGCGUUCCUCCCUUUGCUUAUUCAUCCAUUUUUUUUUCAAUAAAAAAAAAAAAUGUAAUACUA
Messenger RNA from Brienomyrus brachyistius, 9689 nucleotides. It is a transcript of the gene grk6, whose product is annotated as G protein-coupled receptor kinase 6. The transcript has 17 exons. Gene Ontology annotation, biological process: protein phosphorylation; signal transduction; regulation of signal transduction. Lineage: Eukaryota; Metazoa; Chordata; Actinopteri; Osteoglossiformes; Mormyridae. Gene Ontology annotation, molecular function: ATP binding; G protein-coupled receptor kinase activity. Gene Ontology annotation, cellular component: cytoplasm; plasma membrane. The coding region runs from base 330 to 1961 and encodes 543 amino acids. The record is from RefSeq and is a predicted model, not a curated record.